AUGGAGAACUCAGAGAAGUACAGUCUGUAUCCGCAGUGGUCAGAGGGAGAGUUCUUCUACCGUAACAUGCUUCGUGCCAUUAGACCAGGACCGAAGCCCCAACCUAGUUUCAGCCUUCAACGAGCCGCAGCAAAGUUCCAAUCAGAAUCCUCAGGAUUUCCCUUCACUGGACAGCAGCAGACGAACACGAUGUGCAAUGUGGACCCGGAGUGUUGA
Penicillium psychrosexuale is the source of this 216-nucleotide messenger RNA. RefSeq lists its product as uncharacterized. The record is from RefSeq and is a predicted model, not a curated record. The transcript has 2 exons. The coding region runs from base 1 to 216 and encodes 71 amino acids. NCBI's taxonomy places the organism in Eukaryota, Fungi, Ascomycota, Eurotiomycetes, Eurotiales, Aspergillaceae.